Molecule: messenger RNA, 3775 nt
Organism: Macrosteles quadrilineatus (aster leafhopper)
Lineage: Eukaryota; Metazoa; Arthropoda; Insecta; Hemiptera; Cicadellidae
Gene: DNAlig4
Product: DNA ligase 4
Biological process (GO): DNA recombination; DNA biosynthetic process; double-strand break repair via nonhomologous end joining
Cellular component (GO): DNA-dependent protein kinase-DNA ligase 4 complex; DNA ligase IV complex
Molecular function (GO): DNA ligase (ATP) activity; DNA binding; ATP binding
Source: RefSeq, a predicted model, not a curated record
UUGAAUAAAUUGUUUGAAUAUUCGAUUUUCCAAUACAAAAUCAAUAAUUUAUAUUCGAAACAGGGCCUAGUAAUGUAAAAGUUUCUAGUUUUGCGACGUUGGUGGUUUUCGAGAGUAUUCGAGGGUAAUUUUGGGCAGGACUGAGGGUAAUUUGCCAAAAAGGGAUUGGCAACACUGAUAACCACAGAAAGGAAAGGAAAGGAUUUAAUAAAGGAAAGGAAAGGAAAGAAAGACUUAAAUAACAUAGGCGAUUGUUAUUGUUCAUGGUUUAGGAUAAGGAAAUUUCUCUAUAGGCUAAGGCCUAAUUGAUUGUUGAAAGGUGACAAAUUCAUGUGUUACUUGUAAAGAUUGAAUAUCAGCAUCGUAAAAAGUCAAAGAUUCUGAACACAAACAUUCUGUAAACAUGAUGUUCUACGAGUUCAGUGAUAUUUGUGAAAAAAUAAGCUUGGCUCGAAGAGAUAAACGAGUUGCUGUCUUACAGAAGUUUAUUUCUGACUACAGAUCUACAAAUCCAACCAGCUUCUACCCAGUGCUGCGUCUGUUACUGCCCAAGUUUGACCGCCAACGUGAUGCGUAUGGAAUCAAAGAGACAGUUCUUGCCAGGAUUUACAUCCGUAUUCUCUGUCUACAUCCGGACAGUACGGACGCUCUCAAAUUGAAAAACUUUCGAGCGCCCAAGAAUGCAGGUGACAGUGCCGGCGACUUUGGGGACGUAGCUUACUGGGUGCUGCGCAGCCGAUGCUCCACAGGGCGAGAACUGUCAAUGGACGAUGUCCACCGCCAUCUGGAUAAUAUCGCUCUCCACCACGCUGACAGGAAGCCAAGAGACGUGGACAGGGAGCUGGAGGCAAUGUUGCACCGUAUGACAGCUCUGGAGCAGAAGUGGCUCAUCCGGAUAGUCCUGAAGGAUAUGAAGCUGGGACUGGGAACCAAGAGGAUACUCUCCGUGUACCAUCCGGAUGCCCAGGAGGUCUAUGAUUUCACCCACAGUCUCCAACAGGUCUGUGAGAAGCUAACUGAUCCUACACAGCCGUUACACGAAGUAGAAGUAACGUUGUUCAACUCGUGUCAUCCCAUGUUAGCCGUGCGUUGCGACGUACAGAACAUUUCUCGCUACUUCUACAGACGUCCGGGUCCACGAUAUGUGGAGACAAAAAUGGACGGAGAGAGGAGUCAGCUCCACUACGCAGACGGACAGUUCAAGUUCUUCUCCAGGAAUGGAUACGAGUUUACGGAUGCAUUCGGAAGCAAUGAAGCGACAGGAUCUAUUACUCCUUAUCUGAUCAAACAGUUCAAAUCCGGAGUGAAGAAUUGCAUCUUGGAUGGAGAAAUGAUGCCUUGGAACACUAAGUACAGGUGUUUUGGAACCAAAGGAAUGAAUUUGGACGUGAAGUCUUUAAGGGUUGGAAAUGUCCACCAGCCAUGCUUCUGUGUGUUUGACCUGUUGUACUUGAACGGUGCAGUGUUGACGAACCGUCCACUCAGUGAUAGGUUGGCAGCUCUGGAGCAAGUGUUUACACCUUGCGAGGGCAUCUUCAUAAGCACACCUCGCACCGUCGUCAACAACGGAGAAGAGGUUUUGCAAGAGCUGAACCUUGCCAUUGACCGUCUGGAGGAAGGGAUUGUGGUCAAAGACCCGAACUCCAUCUAUAAACCUAACUCCAGGAAAGAGGACUGGAUAAAAAUCAAACCAGAGUACACUGCAGGAGCCAUGGUGGAGUUGGAUCUGCUCAUUGUGGGAGGCUACUACGGCGGGGGCAGAAGACGGGGCCUCAUCAGUCACUUCCUACUAGGGGUCGCCCAACCCCCACCUGAUGGUCCAGGAGGGGUGCCAGUAGUGUUUGAGUCUGUGACAAGGGUAGGCUCAGGCUGUACACUGGAUGAGUUGUCAGAACUGAGUCGUAAACUGGAGCCGCACUGGCGUCGUACCAAACCUGGCUACGUUCCUCCGUCACACCUUUGGACAAGGGAGAGACCGGAACUGUGGCUUGAACCUAUGGAUUCUGUCAUUGUCCAAGUGAAGGCGUCCGAGGUGGUGCCCAGCGACUUUUACCAGACUGGCUUCACCUUGCGUUUCCCCCGGAUUGAGAAAGUGAGAUACGACAAGCCGUGGUCCGACUGUCUCACCACCGUGGAGUUUACACGGUUAAGAGAGAGUGCGUACGGGAGUCUGGUGAACGACCAUAUCACGCAGCAAUCUCCUCGCGCAAGGAAGCGUCGAGCUCCAAGAGACGAGCGCUCGAUUGGCACUCAGUUCCUUAACAAUCAGUUGCACUCAGUGUCGUCACUCAGUCAGAUGUUAAACGGACUGGAGAUCUGUGUACUUACGGGAACACCGGAAAUGUCUAAACAACAGUUGGAACUGAAGGUCAAGGAAAGUGGUGGCACUGUUGUGUUGAACCCAGGUAAGACAACAUACUGUGUUAUUGUUGGGGAGGAAAACAAUAUUCGAGUAACUAACGUGUUGAAGAAAGGCUCGUACAACGUGAUCCGAGCGAGCUGGCUAGUCCACAGCCUAGACGCAGGCCAACGUCUGUCUUGGACACCACGUGACAUGAUCAGCGCAGCGCCAGACACGGCCGUGUUGCUGGCGCAGCAGUUCGACCAGUACGGCGACAGCUACACAGACCCUGCCAACCUAGACAGCCUUAAACACACUAUGGCUCAAGUGGGAAAGAAGGACAUCUCGUUGAAACAAAUGGUUGAGCUUGAUAAGAUACUGUUCAACAAGUACAGUCCGUUCUCAGUGUUCCGUGGUUGUGUGGCGUGCUUUGACUGUCCCGAGGAGGAUUCUUCAGCCCCCAAGAACGAUAGCCUCAGAAUGUUGAGAUAUGAUUUUGAGUUCCACGGAGGUGAAGUAACGUCCGAUCUAACUCCACAGACUACUCAUAUAAUACUAAACUCCAGUGAUCUGGAGCGCUUGGAGGAGUGGAUUAUCCGAUCUCAGGCCUUAGACAAGACUCCGUACAUUGUACAACACCAUUGGAUAACACAGUGUGUCUCCAACAACACUCGGGUGGAUGAGUACAAAUAUCUCCUGCAUCUAGAGAACUACGACACUAACUGAUCAUGAAAUGUCUGCAUCGAGAAAACUAAGAGGCGAUAAUUCGUCGUAAAAUGUUCUGCAUCUAGAAAACUAUGGCACCGAUUGGUCGUAAAAUGUUCUGCAUCGAGAAAACUAAGACAGUGAACAUGAAAUGUCUGCAUCUAGAAAACUAUGGAUACUAACUGAACAUGAAAUGUCUGCAUCGAGAAAACUAUGGAUACUAACUGAACAUGAAAUUUCUGCGUUGAGAAAACUAUGGAUACUAACUGAACAUCAAAUGUCUGCAUCUAGAAAACUAUGGAUACUAACUGAACAUCAAAUGUCUGCAUCUAGAAAACUAUGGAUACUUAACUGAACAUCAAAUGUCUGCAUCUAUAAAACUAUGGAUACUAACUGAACAUGAAAUUUCUACAUUGAGAAAACUAGGUGGCAAUAAUUGGUCGUGAAAUUUUCUACGUCUAGAAAACUUGGACACUCUGAUCCAAUAUCUUAUCCAUUAUCUGAUGAAAUAUCUGCAUCAAGAAAACUGAUGCAAUAGUUGGUCAUGAAAUGUUCCACAUCAUAAAAACUGUGUUGUGUAAAUAUACUUGCUCAAAACUAUCACAAACUAUAUGAAAAGCACAUCUAUAUGCUUGGUUUGUGUAUUUUUAUAGGACAGUAUUUUUAUAUUUUAGUAAGAGGACUUGGUGGUUGUGUUUACAUUGUGAUAGUUGAAGUAUUGAAAUGAUG